Molecule: messenger RNA, 1088 nt
Organism: Populus nigra (black poplar)
Lineage: Eukaryota; Viridiplantae; Streptophyta; Magnoliopsida; Malpighiales; Salicaceae
Exons: 5
Coding region: 95-832 (245 amino acids)
Source: RefSeq, a predicted model, not a curated record
UUUCCCGUGGCCACCAUUUGUCGAAGGCUUUAGAUAUUUCAAAGGAACCGUGGAAGUUCAAUUUCUCUCGAGUAUCCCUCCCGUCUCUCUCUAAAUGACAACCUCCCUCUCCUUUGCUUCCAUCACUCCCCGUCUAAAAUCCCACCACCACCACAGCAUCAUUUUUUCACCAAAUUACAAUGGCAAACUCAACAGAAUUCGAUGCAAUGGAGAACGCCCAACAAGCAAUUCUUCGUCCUCUAAACAAGAAUCCGAACCAGAAAAUGCACUGCUCAAGGUAGCUUGGUAUAGCUCCGAGCUUCUAGGAAUUGCCGCUUCAUUUUUCCGUUCACCUUCCCAUAGUAGCACUGAAUCUUCUGAAAAGGAUAUCAAACUUGGCAAAGAUGUUUCGGGUGUCAUUGAUCGUGCUGUUGUAGUGGAGACCAUCAAAGAGGACUUCCAAAAAUCGUAUUUUGUCACAGGGAGCCUUACGCUUGAGGCAUAUGAAGAGAAUUGUGAAUUUGCCGAUCCAGCUGGUUCCUUUAAAGGACUUCAACGUUUCAAACGGAACUGUACAAAUUUUGGAUUGCUUAUCGAGAAGUCAAAUAUGAAGCUUACGAAGUGGGAAGACUUUGAGGACAAGGGAAUUGGACACUGGCGGUUCAGUUGUGUCAUGUCAUUUCCUUGGAAGCCCAUUCUUUCUGCUACUGGAUACACAGAAUACUACUUCAACGAUCAAUCUGGAAGAGUAUGCAGGCAUGUGGAGCAUUGGAAUGUUCCCAAAAUGGCACUGCUAAAGCAGCUUCUGAAGCCCAGCCAAGGUUUUUGGGGUGGUAGAAAAACAAGUGCUUGAAGAAUUAAUGCAUGACUAGACCUCGUGACUGAUAUGGGUUUCCAGGAGAUGGAUUAAUAAUUAUGGUGUCCCAGAUCAUGCAUUGUUGGGGGUGGAAUGAGCAGGGAUCGCUGUGCAUGAUGGAGAAUCCUAGCAAGAAAAAUAAAGCUUGUUAUGACUUGUACUUUUUUUAGAGUCCAGCCAUGUACAUAGUUACAAGUUACAUGUAAUAACAACUCAAUGAGAAUCAAAGGAAAAGAUCAAGUGGUUAUGGUCA